Molecule: messenger RNA, 1493 nt
Organism: Columba livia (rock pigeon)
Lineage: Eukaryota; Metazoa; Chordata; Aves; Columbiformes; Columbidae
Product: coiled-coil domain-containing protein 42-like
Exons: 6
Coding region: 1-1221 (406 amino acids)
Biological process (GO): spermatid development
Source: RefSeq, a predicted model, not a curated record
AUGAAGAGGACCUGCCGGCCUAUUUCCUCAAGCAGUACAGGCAGAACCUCCUGCCCUUGCUCAGGUGAGGGGACUCCUCCACCCACCUCCAUGCCCUCCAUCCUCUUCUCCCGUUUCCUCCAUCCCUCCUUCCCCCACGGUGGCAAACUCCCCGAUCUCCACCACUUCAGCCUCCUCUCCUCCCUCCCUUCCCCACCCUGUUCCUCCCUGUGCCCCCCCUUGCUCUGUCAGAGGGUUCCCUGCUGGGGAUGCCAUGCGGCCAGACGGCAUCUGAGAUGGUGCUGGGUUGCUCUGGCCCGUCAUCCCACUCUGGACACAGUCCAGCACCCUGCCCAGGCACCAGACCCAACGUGUAACCUUGAUGGAAACUUCUGUGGCAGGAAACACAGGCUGACAGAGGAGGGCUCCCUGUCUCCAUUUGUUCGCCUCCAGGAGAAGAGGAAAGAAGCCAAGCAGGUGCAAAAGGCUCUGGAGGAGAAGCGAGAGGCCUUCAAGGAGACGAUGGCCGACAUAGCCCGCCGGUGGAGGGAACUCCAUGCCAAGGAGGACCAGCUGAAAACCUACAUGGAGAAAUCUAUGAGGAGGUUAAAGGAAGAUGAUAAGCUGCGAGUCCAAGCUCUGAAGAAAGCCAUGAGAGAAAGAGAGCAGAAAACACAAAAGGAGAUGGAGCUUGUGAGGGCUAAGAAGAAACUCGAAGCCCUGAAAAAGGAACACCAGAAGCUGAGCAAGGAAGUGCAGAAGUACUCCAUCUUCAAAGAAUACCUGGAGGACGUGGUGAAGAUCUCACCACAGUUUGAGGACAUCCAGGACGUCAUUUCCCGCUACAAGCUGCUGGUGAGGACGCGCAAGGACCUGCAGCAGUCACAAGAGAAGGACAAGGAAAUGAUUAAGCAAACCAAGGUGCUCCUGGACCGGUACGAGGCAGAGAAAGAAGCUGAGACCCUGCAGUACCAAAAUGAGCUGGAGCAGCUCCAACAACGUUUUGCGCAGGCUCAAAGUGAUGUCCGCUCCUGGACUGCUCGCUGGGCCGACAUCCAGAACAGGAAUGUCAAGAAUGGCCUCAUGCUGACGACUAUGAAGAUGGCCAUCCACAACCUCUUCCAGUGCGUGAACACGCAGCUGAAAGCAAAAGUGCAUGUGCCGGAGGAUGACAGCCUCAGACAGCUGGACAUGGUAGAGCCAAGCCAGACCCCCCUCCCUGCCCAGAAAGAGGAGCAGUAAUGACCCUCAGCUGCCCAAAGGGAGGGGAAAGCCCAGAGAAAUCAAGAUUCAGCAGUCUAUCCUAGACCUCAAUGACAUCGUUACGGAGGUGAAACGAAGGACAUGGAGAGCCACCGGCGAGCAGCUAAGCACGAGCAUUAAGGGCAAGAGGAGGACAGAGAGCCCUAGGGAUGUUGUGUUACGUCCGUGAAGGUUCCAAACCUUCCUAGCUCUUUUGUCCUGCCCAGUUGCUGAGUCCCUUUCAUACGAUUAAAAUAACCAAAGAUUUUGAA